AUGGAUACCGACAACAACUCCAGCUACCCUGAGUCCCCUAUGGAGGAGGACGAGGUCUUUCUGUGCAAAGGCUGCGGCGAGAUCCUAGAACAGGGGCGAGCCUUUGAGCUUGCUGGCCACCGAUGGCAUCUUGGCUGCUUCCGCUGCCACUCUUGCGCCACCCUCCUCGACUCGGACGCCAACCUGCUCCUGUUGGGCGAUGGCUCCCUCAUCUGUAACAACUGCACAUACAGCUGCAGCUCGUGCGGCAACAAGAUCGAGGACCUCGCAAUCCUAACGGGCGACCAGGCCUUCUGUGCCACCUGUUUCAAGUGCCGCAACUGCAAGAGAAAGAUUGAGAACCUACGUUAUGCUCGCACCAGCCAGGGCAUCUUCUGCAUGAGCUGUCAUGAGAGUUUGAUGGCAAGACGGCGGAAAAAGGCAAAGGCUUCAAAACAGAUAGCAGCUGGAGGGAGCAAUCCUAUGGUGCUGGAUAAGAGUCUGCCUGCGUUACCACCCAACGCCGUUCCGCAAAGCGCAUUGCGAGAAUCAUCGCCCUCGGGAUCCUACUCCAGCGAUCAUCUCAAAGCUGGCCACGACAGAAAGAGAGACACUUCUCCCAUGUCCAUUUCCGACGACAGUAAGAAGGGCAGCAGCCGUCACCUGUCUCACACAAGUGCGCUUUCCGAGCAGACGCCAGACACUCUCACCCUGCCCGCUAGCACUUACAAGCAGGAACGCGCUUCGACCAUGUCAUCUAACACCAUGACUACAAUGUCUGAUGCCGACGACGGCUUCCUGCCCAUGGCCUACGAUCCCAACCCUGCUCCUCCACCCCUUCCGCGCCGUACACAUCCCGAGACGACGCCCAGAAUGUCAGACAACCUUUCUCCUCAAGGCGCUUUCUCUCGUCUCAACAGAGACCGUCCAUCAUCUUCGCGAUCCGUAUCGACUGAGCGCGAAAGCAUCCGCAGUCCUGGAGUUGGUCACCCCGACAAGAGUCGUCAACAAGGCCUCCGCAAUGUUUCGGGUAACAGCACACCCGUCACUACAUCAGCCGUUGCCUCCCCCUCUUCCGUCACCAGUCAACAGCGUCCUCGUAUGCCGCAAACAAACAGCGCUUCCUUUAAUCUAGCACCGCCCGAGCCUUUCAAACUCCAGGAUGUGCCCCGCGAUCGCAGAGUGUCGCGCAAUAGCCCGCGCGUUGGAAAGAAUUCUCCCACAUCCCUCGACACUCAGCCACCAUCCAGACAUACUCCGACAGACUCCAAUCUUUCCCUGUCACCAGCAUCCGUGGAUACGCCGAGCUCCAGCAUCAAUCCUUUCGACGAUCCCAAGCUCCGCGAAGCUUCGUCUAGCGCCGGCCCAUCAGCUGCAAAGCAUCCCACCAGAGGUGAUUCCCUGCCACCUGCUACUGAUAAAUCGCAAACCUCGCGCGUUACUUCUCCCGAAACCACUCCCGCUCUCAGACAGUCCGAUGCUACUCACGAACGUAAACAAUCCUCGACCUCUGCUCAAUUCGUUGAUGCUCCAACCCACCCUCGCCCCGAGUCUGAGGCUCACAACUCAUCCGGCAUGGGCAUACCGACUGCACCUCCCAGAGCUGCCAAUCGCCCGUCUGCUCCAAGCAAGUCUGUUGCCAACGACGAUUUCAUAGCCCCCAGGAUUCCACCUGCACCUCCUGCCAAUGAGCGACCGCGCGCUGAGUCUGUUGGUCACAUUCAGCAUGAUCACAACCCUGCAGCCUCGCCGAAGGGUUGGCGUACACACCUACCCAAGCACAGUGCCGGAGAAGCCUUCUCUAUGGAAGAAGAAAUGUCCCGCAUCUUGAGGGGUGAUGAGCAGAAGAGAAAGGAGAAUGAGAAUGCUGGUUCUGUCCUGCGCCGCGUCUCAAAUGCUGUCAAGCACGGCAGAAGUUUCAGCGACAAGUCAAUACCCCUUCAAAAGACGCCUACCAUCAGUUCGGCCGACAUCAGCAGCCCGAUUCUGAUUACUAGUCCCAUCUCCUCGCCCAGCCAGGCGGACGUGGCUACUCUGAGAUCUCAGCUGCGCCGUGCUCAACAAAAGAUUGCCGAACUUGAGGCUGAUAAGCUCGGCCUGGAGGAGAAGAUGGACACAUCCGCCGACAUUAAGCAGGUUAACACCGAACUGCGAGAGAAGCGUUCGACGAUGGCCUUCCUCGACACUCAGCGUGAGAUGGUCGUCCGCGAACUUGAAAUCAUGACCGAGCACUUGACAAGAGCGAAAGAGAGCAACAAGCCUCUGGACAUCAGUCAGCUCAAGUCCGAAAUCUUGCAAGACUUUGCGCACUCGUUGCAAAAGCUGAAGGACAAUCUCGGAUCACAAAUCGAAGACCUUGUGCACAAGAGGAAUGAACUUACAGAUGACAUUACCAACUUGAUUCAAGUCAAGGACAAGGGAUUGCAAGAGUUUGAGUCAUUGUCGUCCAAGAACAUGCAACUGGCAGAGCUCAACAAUCAGCUUGUUAGCGGCAUUCAGGACAUGUACAAAACACACAACAUCAAGAACGGUAGCCUAGACCGAUCACCCCUGACUAACGGCUUGGGCAUCUACAACGGUUCCAACAGGGGCGAUAUGGCCUCGCUUCAUUCCUCCUCAUUGCAGGAGUCCUCCAGUCUUCACGACCUCUUGCCGCACGCAGCGGAUGCAGAGCCAGCCACUGUUCUCACAGCACCCCAAGUAGUUAAUAUCCGCAAAGGACAGCCCAAGAAGUUCAACUGGAAGAAGGGCUCCUCCGGUCUUGCCAAGAACGUCACUAAGGGCAUCAAGGGUGCAUUUGCCGGCGGCAGUAACGAUCGAGGUGUUCCCAUGAAAGCCGACGGAACGUAUGACAUUACUGGUAUGCCGUACUCACAAAUGCAGGCAGGCCCUGGCGCAACUAUGGGCGACCAGCCUCUGAGAACUGCAGACGCGAAGGGCUUCGGCUUCUUCUCUUCUGGCCAGAAGAAUGGUCUCAAGCCUGGUGUUCAAGGUAUUCAUGCAAAGAAUGGCAGUAGUUCGAAUCUGCUUGCCGAGGCUCCUUCUGUAUUGUUCGGUUCCGACCUUCGCGAGCGUUGUGACUUUGAGAAACGAAUUCUACCUUCAAUUGUCACUCAUUGUAUCGAGGAAGUUGAGAAGCGCGGCAUGGAUAUGGAAGGCAUUUACCGAAAGUCCGGUGGCAGCGGGCAAGUCAAGCUUAUCCAGCAAGGCUUCGAGAAGGAUGGCACCUACGAUAUCGCAGACCCGGACCUCGACAUUCAUGCCGUCACGAGCGCGCUGAAGCAAUACUUCCGCAAGCUGCCCAAUCCACUCAUCACAUAUGAAGCAUACGACCCGCUACUGGAGGCAGCCCAAAUCACCAACAAAGAUGAGAAGAUUGCUGCUAUCAAGGCUGCCCUGGAGGCUAUGCCACAAGCUCACCAUGAUGUUUUGGAGUACUUGGUGCAGCAUCUAUGCCGUGUUGUCAAGCAGGAGUCGGAGAAUUUGAUGACGCCGCUCAAUCUCUCAGUCGUGUUUGCACCCACGAUUCUGCGACCACUGAGCAUUGAACGCGAAAUGUCGGACAUGCAAGCCCAGCGUAUGGCAGUGCAGGCGCUGCUCGAACACGCGGACUCCAUCUUCGAAAAUUAA
Messenger RNA from Aureobasidium pullulans EXF-150, 3609 nucleotides. Its product is annotated as RhoGAP-domain-containing protein. Gene Ontology annotation, cellular component: cytoplasm. Gene Ontology annotation, biological process: regulation of GTPase activity; signal transduction. NCBI's taxonomy places the organism in Eukaryota, Fungi, Ascomycota, Dothideomycetes, Dothideales, Saccotheciaceae. The transcript is spliced from 5 exons. The coding region runs from base 1 to 3609 and encodes 1202 amino acids. The record is from RefSeq and is a predicted model, not a curated record.